ACGACAAGCUCAGGCUUAUCAGUAUGCAUUGUCUACUAUAGAUGCGGCUUGCCUUGUUGCUGACGAUGAGUCUCUCUGGCCUGAGCUGAAUGACCCCUCACGAGUUCUCCUUGAGGCUUGCGCUGAGAGUUUUCAGCUGCGCGAUCGCGAGAAGCGUUGGCACAUCAAUCAACAUUGGUUAUCCUGCUUCACUCCUCAUUCUCCUCAAGUUCAGCGUGUAAUAUUGUUCAGCGACAACUCUAGUGCUGUUCACUGGGCGACCCAGCUUACGAUCUCUUCGAUUCGCUCCUGGGCCAUAUUCGCGAUAAAUAUGGCAUACAGUUCGAGUUUCGCUAUAUUGAAGAUGCUUAUGGACUGCUUAUUUUCCCUUAUAAGACCGCCUCGAGCCAUCGUUGUCUUCGAUCUUUGUGGAUUAACGAACACACCUUGACUCCGGAGACUGGUUCUUCCUCUGAGACCUAACUGCUGUGGGUAACAUGACUCGAGAAGAUGUCAUUGUUCAUCUCC
Perkinsus marinus ATCC 50983 is the source of this 507-nucleotide messenger RNA. RefSeq lists its product as hypothetical. The transcript has 6 exons. NCBI's taxonomy places the organism in Eukaryota, Perkinsozoa, Perkinsida, Perkinsidae. The annotation marks the transcript as partial. The record is from RefSeq and is a predicted model, not a curated record.